AUGUACAUAAAUUACAAAUUGAUAAGCGCCUAUAUAUGGGUGUCAGGGGUUUUUGGAGGAGGAUCAGGGUGGGUUGGGAAAAAUCAAUAA
Messenger RNA from Caenorhabditis briggsae, 90 nucleotides. The transcript has 2 exons. NCBI's taxonomy places the organism in Eukaryota, Metazoa, Nematoda, Chromadorea, Rhabditida, Rhabditidae. Bases 1 to 90 code for a protein of 29 amino acids. The record is from RefSeq and is a predicted model, not a curated record.